UUUGAAAUCUGUGUUGUUGUUACAUGUAAUUAGAUGUACGCCUGUAUCGCCCUGUUGUUUAAAAAAUAACACAAUGACGUAUAAAAUGUAUAAAAUCCAAAGGCUACAGGUAUCUCAGUUAAUCUGUCCUUCUGUCCCAGACUGUACUGGUUCUGUCUUCUUAAUAAACCUUAAGAUUAACUUUUUCAGACCCUAAAAAAUCGUUAUUUUAGGUAAGUCUGCAUCACCCACUGUAACAUCUUGACUGAAAUAAACCCUCUAAUAGACACGAUUUCAAUUUUACAUUCAGAUACAAACUGCUGAGCUUUGUAUAUAGAUUAGUUUGAAGAACAUCCCUUUUCAGUUUUUUGAAAAACAAAUAGCAAUCAUAUGUGAUUGCUAUGAAUAUUUGCAUUGCAUAUUGACAGCGGUUUAAGAGCAUAUAUUUCCUAUGCUAAAUGACAAUAUAGAAUAAAGUUACAUUUCUCCGUUUUAUAUAGGUCUGUUUUUCGUUUUGUUACCAUGAGAUAACACAUAAUAAGCUACAAUUCCAACAGUUAUAUGAUUGAUGCUUACUACUUCUAUAAUUUCUAAAGUUUUUCAACAUGAAACAAAAAUUGAAGAUUCUCCAAAGGGGCUUUCAGUUGCAUUGUGGGAAGUGUAUAUUCUCUGCCUACACAUGUCUAUUAGGCUUGUAUUAGAGACAAAAUAAGCUCAGCCCUAUUGAAAGUCAUUGGCAACUGGCUGUCGUUAUCCCCCGAGUUCCCGCUCACCGGUUGGCUGGAAGAUGAGUCUUUUCUGAAUUUGACAGUCUGUCAAAGAGUGGGAGGCCUUUAGUGACGUCAAAGCCUAGAAAAGUGGCUCCGAUCAACUGAAGGGGAACUGGGAACAGCUGAAAUGAACAGCGCAUUAGUGUGUGCCUGUGGAUUUUAUAUCAUCUACCUGUCCCUGUCACUCUGACACUACUGCCACUAACAGUGUCAGCCAGGAUAUUUUUAUUUGCCUCAGCUCCCUCCAAAAAUCUUUAUUUCCUUCUGAUACUGAUAAUACUGGUAGGGCUUUAUUUUAAGACAUCUUAAGCCGUUUAAGUAGAGCUGUUCAAGUUAUUUAUUGGAGGGGCUGCACCGCGUAAAUCUUGAUACCACAGAUUUUCUCCUUUUCUUCCCGUCGGACGCUUUGGUGGCGCUAAGGAACUUAAUCUGUUUGAAACACCGAAUCUUUCUCUCGCCUAUCGAUGAACUCUAUGAAGGAUCCAUUGAAUUUGGACCAUCUAUCCGGGAAUAAACUAAUUUCUCCACACCAAACAACAUUAACUAUGGCUUCUAGUCUGCAACCUUUGCAGCGCUCUGUAGAAUCCAAACACCGACUGGAGGUACACACUGUGUCAGACACCUCCAGUCCGGAAUCUGUAGAUAAAGAAAAAAGCCAGAGUAAAAACGAUGACGCUUCGGAUGAUCCUUCAAAAAAGAAAAGACAGCGACGGCAGAGGACUCAUUUUACUAGUCAGCAGCUACAAGAACUGGAGGCCACGUUUCAGCGAAAUCGGUAUCCAGAUAUGUCAACCAGAGAGGAAAUCGCUGUCUGGACCAAUCUCACAGAAGCACGAGUCAGGGUAUGGUUCAAGAACCGACGGGCAAAGUGGAGAAAAAGGGAAAGGAACCAACAAGCGGAACUUUGCAAGAACGGCUUUGGUCCUCAGUUCAACGGACUGAUGCAGCCCUAUGAUGACAUGUACCCCAGCUACACAUAUAAUAACUGGGCCGCCAAGGGUCUCACGUCGGCUUCCCUCUCUACCAAAAGUUUUCCUUUCUUCAAUUCCAUGAAUGUCAAUCCGCUUUCUUCUCAGACUAUGUUCUCUCCACCGAACUCCAUCUCUUCCAUGAGCAUGUCCUCCAGCAUGGUGCCCUCCGCUGUUACUGGCGUGCCUGGCUCCGGUCUCAACAGUCUCAAUAACUUGAACAACCUCAGCAACCCCUCUCUGAAUUCUGGAGUUCCAACCCCGGCUUGCCCUUACGCCCCUCCAACCCCUCCUUAUGUGUACAGGGACACUUGUAACUCCAGUUUGGCCAGCCUGAGACUUAAAGCUAAGCAGCAUUCAAGUUUCGGAUACGCCAGUGUUCAGAAUCCAGCUUCUAAUCUGAGUGCUUGCCAAUACGCUGUGGAUAGACCAGUGUAAAACUAGAAGAAUUCCCAGACCGAUUGAUGAGAACGAAAGACUCUACAAAAUGACUUUUUUUUUCUUUUAAAAUGGCACUACAGACUAAACCACUCAGAUGGGCUAAAGCCGCAAUGGAGUUUCUAAUUUAAUUGGAACUAAUUAGGCAUUCUCCAUUAAGUAUGUUUGUUCCUCGAGUGUGAGUACAGAAUUCGACUGGAUACUUUAUUUUAUAAACUUGUUAUUUUAAAGAUUAGAGUUUUGGACAGUAAGUGAUUGAAAGGAUGUACAUAUAUCGAAAUGUCAAAAUAAUUUUAUAAAAGCUAAUGCUAUCUUAACAAUGUUUUCAAAGUUCAGUUAAACAGAGCAUGUGGACAACGUAAAGGAAUAAUGUUUUGCUUGCAAAUAAGGGAAUGUAUAUACUAAAUGCACCAGUUGUAUGUUUCUAACAUAUUAUAAUAAUAUUAAAUGUCUGUGUGACUAUCGGUUUUAGAGUAGCAACCCUGGUUAUAAAACGCAACCCAAUGUUCCUGCGAAAUAGAAUUUUGCCUUGUGUAUAAUAUUUGGUACCGAUUUUUGUUUCGUUUUUGAACACCAAAAAUAAUAAAAUAUUGUGUUUUAUUUAAUGGGAGUAAAUCUAUUGUAACGU
Lepisosteus oculatus (spotted gar) is the source of this 2783-nucleotide messenger RNA. It is a transcript of the gene pitx2, whose product is annotated as paired-like homeodomain 2. Gene Ontology annotation, molecular function: RNA polymerase II cis-regulatory region sequence-specific DNA binding; DNA-binding transcription factor activity, RNA polymerase II-specific. NCBI's taxonomy places the organism in Eukaryota, Metazoa, Chordata, Actinopteri, Semionotiformes, Lepisosteidae. Gene Ontology annotation, biological process: anatomical structure morphogenesis; regulation of transcription by RNA polymerase II. Gene Ontology annotation, cellular component: nucleus. The record is from RefSeq and is a predicted model, not a curated record.